AUGUCGUCGCGCGGGGACGCGCCGGAGAAGAAGGAGCGCAAGGGGAGCCUGCUGCGCCGGGCGUCGAAGCUCUUCGGGGGCGGCGGCGGCCGGCGGAGCUCGCGGCCGAGCCAGCCCGUGCAGUGGACGGCGGCCAUGAUCAAGGAGCGCGAGGAGGCGAACGCGCGGGAGCGCGCCGCCGCCGCCAAGGCCGCGGCGGCCGCGGCCGCGGCCGAGGCCGAGCGGUGCGCGCCCGUCGAGGUCGCGUCGCGGCGCGCGAACCGCGUCAUCGCCAUGCGCGACGGGCGCAACCUGAGCUUCGCCGAGGCCGGCGACCCCGAGGGCUUCCCCGUGCUCUGCUUCUUUGGGAUCGGGGGGAGCCGCUACCUCGUGCUGCUUUUGGACGAAGUCGCGCGGCAGCUCGGGCUCCGCGUCAUCUCGCCCGACCGGCCGGGCUUCGGGCGGUCGUCGGCCUGGAGCGACCGCGCCUUCGCCGACUUCGCGCGGGACAUCGACACGCUCUGCGCGACGCUGAGCCUGCGGCGCGUCGCGCUCUGGGGCUACUCGGUCGGCUGCGCGUACGCGGCGGUCUGCGCGCUGAGCCCCUUCGUGCGGCGGCGCCUCGUCGGCCGGCUGACCCUGGUGUCGCCCUGGGUGCCCCUGUCGGCGCCGGGCGUGCCGCUCCACUUCACCUUCGCGCGCUUCUUCCCGAACGCGUUUGCGGAGCUGCUCCAGCCGGGCUCCGUCAAGGAGCAGCGCGAGCAGCUGCGCCAGCGGGGCACGGAGGCCAUCCACACGGGCCGCAGCGCCGAGAUGCCCCUGUCGGCGCCGUCGACGGCCAUCGAGAACUUCGGGCUCCGGGGCGCGGCGAAGAGCCGCGCGUCUUCGCCGAAGACGCAAGCGAAGAAGAAGGUCGACGACGACGGGCCGGGCCGCGGCGUCUUCGAGCUCUUCCUCUGCGGCGCGGCCCUCGACGAGGACACGGAGACGUUCCGCGCCGACGACUCGGCGGAGCUGUCCGCGCUCGAGCUCCACGCGCUCCAGACGCUCCCGCGCGGGCCCCGCGUGCUCCUCGCGUCGAUCAUCGAGGCGCAGCGCCAGGGCGCGCGGGGCUUCCGCGACGAGUUCAAGCUCUGCUGCACGGACUUCGGCUUCAAGUACUCGGACCUCAAGUGGCCCGCGCGCAUCUACCACGGCACCGCGGACAACCUGGUGUCGACGACGUCCGCGCGGUGGCUCGCCGUGGAGCUCCGCAAGGGUUUGGCGUCGCCGGACGACGUCGAGCUCUUCGAGGUGCCGGGGGGCACGCACAACGGCAUGGUCUUCGCCAUCCUCCGGCGGUCCCUCACGGCCAUCUCUCGGGACCUCGCGCCCCUCGCCGACGAGCCACGCCCGGCGAAGCAGGCGGCCCGCGCGGGCCGCGUCCAGAGCCUCUAG
Messenger RNA from Aureococcus anophagefferens, 1416 nucleotides. RefSeq lists its product as hypothetical. The transcript has a single exon. The record is from RefSeq and is a predicted model, not a curated record. Bases 1 to 1416 code for a protein of 471 amino acids. Lineage: Eukaryota; Pelagophyceae; Pelagomonadales; Pelagomonadaceae.